Messenger RNA from Alternaria rosae, 557 nucleotides. RefSeq lists its product as uncharacterized. The record is from RefSeq and is a predicted model, not a curated record. The transcript is spliced from 2 exons. Bases 55 to 408 code for a protein of 117 amino acids. Lineage: Eukaryota; Fungi; Ascomycota; Dothideomycetes; Pleosporales; Pleosporaceae.
AAUCACAAAUCCUUUCUUCAACUCUUACACUCUUCAAUCUUUCAACCUUCCAAGAUGUACGCUCUCGCCAUCAUUGUUGCCGCCCUUGGCCUGGCCACCGCCUCCCCUGCCUCCGACUUCUCGCCUCGCCAGGUCGCUGCUGUUGCCUCCGUCGACCGUUAUGCUGGUGGUGGCUGCACUGGAACUAUUUGCAACAAGGCUGGCUCGGGCGAUCUCCACGCCGGAUGCAAUGCCAUCACCGACGCUUGCCAAGCGAGCUUGAAGCUCAACUACGCCAACGUUGGUUGCAAAGUGGCUAUCUGGACAGAUGCCACAUGCACCAGUGUGAAUCAGUUCGCCAAUGUCACCAGGCCUGGAGACUGCUACGCUCUUGGCCCGGCUAUCAAGGGCAUCUCCGUCACUUGCUAGAGUACUUCAACUAAGAGACAACGCUGUGCGAGAUCGGGCCUUGUUGGUGGGUCUCGAGGAAAAAACGGCUGAGAGCUUUGUACUUGGAGCUAGAGUAGAUUUUGCCGCAAGGCACGGAGAGGCUGCGCGGCUGCUAUCCAACAUUACGG